AUGGAUCUCGUAGUGACCAAUCUAGGUGACCAUACGAUUAGUAUUUUAUUUGGCUUGGGAAAUGGAGAUUUUCAAGCUCAAAUAAAAUACGAAGUUGAUAGGGAACCAAAUUAUGUAAUGUCAGGUGAUUUUAAUAAUGACAAUAAAAUGGAUUUAGCAGUGCUCGGUCGACUUUCUAACCAUAUGGAUGUACUGUUUGGUGAUGGAAAUAUGACAUUUUCGAUUCGAAAACGGUAUGGAACAAGUAGUAGUCCAGGUCCUGCAGUAGCCUAUGAUUUCAACAAAGAUGGAAAAAUCGAUAUUGCUGUGCUGAACAAACUUUCUAACCUAUUAUAUAUGUUUUUAAACGAGUGCUCAUAA
Molecule: messenger RNA, 360 nt
Organism: Rotaria sp. Silwood1
Lineage: Eukaryota; Metazoa; Rotifera; Eurotatoria; Philodinida; Philodinidae
Source: the annotation of a GenBank genome assembly